AUGGAUUGUCAGAAUGGAAGACGAGCUAACCGCACUGUCCGUUUCGCCAGAACCGCAGAGAGCAGAUACCCGGAGCGGUACUCCUACGAAUAUGAUCCUGAGGAAACACUCUCACGUGCCGCUCCAAGCAUGCGAAAUGCGCCCACGAUUCCUCCGCCGACGGCCUCUGGUGCAGACGAAAUGCGGUAUACGGCUUCUCGCCCUGCAUCGCCUGCUCGGCCAUGGUCACCUACUCGUGCAGCAGACUGGGUAAGACCACCAUCAGCGGCUGCGUCAUAUUACGAGCGAGCAGACAUCAAUGGUAGUCCACGACCCGGGACCCCCAGUUCAAGGUAUGGCGGGAGUCCGAGGAGGCCCCUUCCGCCAGCCCCGUUGUUCUCGAAACCAGGAACCACAACUCAAGACACGAAAAUCGAUAUUGGCGACGGCGAAGAAGACCCAUUCGGCGGCGGUGGAAGAACAAUAAGUUCUCGCCACGGACCCCAGGGCAGCGUGCAAUCGUUUACGAGCGAAUCGACGUUUAUCGCGGACGAAACGGACUUGGAAAAGGUUGAUUUGGAUGAGUACGAAGAAGAAAGUAACGAAACCAAAUCAAUGGUCGAUCCCAAUCUGCACUACGGCCCUGCCCCCGAGAAGCAGAGCCGCCGAGGCGUCCGCAACGCGCAGAUGGCAAAGAAAGAAGUUCAGCUGGUCAACGGUGAGUUGAUUUUGGAGUGUAAGAUACCCACGAUUUUGCAUAGCUUUCUGCCACGCCGAGACGACCGAGAGUUUACGCACAUGAGAUACACUGCUGUGACCUGCGAUCCAGAUGAUUUUACGCAAAGGGGGUAUAAACUGCGCCAGCAGAUUGGAAGGACGAUGCGCGAGACCGAGUUAUUUAUAUGUAUCACCAUGUAUAACGAGGACGAAACCCACUUUACGAGGACCAUGCACGGCGUCAUGCAGAAUAUCAGCCAUUUUUGUUCUCGAUCCAAGUCUCGUACAUGGGGCAAAGAUGGAUGGAAGAAGAUUGUGGUUUGUAUCAUUUCGGACGGGCGAAAGAAGGUGCAUCCCCGGACGUUGAAUGCUCUGGCUGCGCUGGGUGUGUACCAAGAGGGCAUUGCAAAGAACGUCGUCAACCAGAAACAGGUCAAUGCCCACGUUUAUGAGUAUACCACACAAGUGUCGCUCGACUCCGACCUCAAGUUCAAGGGGGCUGAGAAAGGUAUCGUGCCUUGCCAGGUUAUCUUCUGUCUGAAGGAGCACAAUCAGAAAAAGCUAAACUCGCAUCGUUGGUUCUUCAACGCUUUUGGCCGCGCUUUGCAACCUAACAUUUGCAUCCUCCUUGACGUCGGUACCCGGCCGGAGCCCACCGCACUGUACCAUCUAUGGAAAGCGUUCGAUCAGGAUUCCAAUGUUGCUGGUGCAGCCGGUGAAAUCAAGGCCAGUAAAGGCAAGAAUAUGCUAGGUCUUCUGAAUCCGCUCGUCGCGAGUCAGAACUUUGAAUACAAGAUGUCAAACAUCCUCGACAAGCCAUUGGAGUCUGUGUUUGGGUAUAUCACUGUGUUGCCGGGUGCGCUUAGUGCAUAUCGAUUCUUCGCAUUGCAAAAUGACGCCGAAGGUAACGGUCCUCUGAACCAGUAUUUCAAGGGAGAGACGCUGCAUGGUAAGGAUGCAGAUGUGUUCACUGCCAAUAUGUACCUGGCGGAGGAUCGUAUUCUCUGUUGGGAGCUGGUUGCUAAGCGGGAGGAAAGAUGGGUCUUACGAUUCGUCAAGAGUGCUGUUGGAGAGACUGAUGUUCCUGAUUCCAUUCCCGAAUUCAUAUCUCAGCGUCGUCGAUGGUUGAACGGUGCCUUUUUCGCAGCUGUUUAUUCUAUUGUCAAUGUAAAGCAGCUGUGGAAAACCGAUCAUUCGCUCGCACGAAAGAUACUUCUUCAGAUCGAGUCUGUCUACCAACUGCUGCAGCUUAUCUUUACAUAUUUUGGUCUGGCAAACUUUUACCUAGCUUUCUUCUUCAUUGCGGGUUCUCUUACCGAUGAGAAGAUUGACCCAUUUGGCCACAACAUGGGCAAAUACAUAUUUAUCGUUUUGAGAUAUGCUUGUGUUCUUGUUAUGUGUCUUCAAUUCAUCUUCUCUAUGGGCAAUCGACCGCAAGGAGCGAAGAAGCUAUACCUUUCAAGCAUGAUUGUCUACAGUAUAGUCAUGGCGUAUACCGCAUUCUGCACACUAUAUCUGAUCGUGUUGGAGCUUAUGGCUAAGACUGGCCACGAUGUUCCCAUAACUAUGAGCGAUACGCUUUUCGUGAACAUCGUGGUUUCCCUACUUUCCACGGUCGGGCUGUACUUUUUCACUUCGUUCAUGUAUCUGGACCCUUGGCAUAUGUUCACGUCGUCUGCGCAGUAUUUCGCCUUGCUGCCCAGCUAUAUUUGCACACUGCAGUGUUAUGCGUUCUGCAACACCCACGAUGUCACCUGGGGAACCAAGGGUGAUAACACAAUCAACACUGACCUGGGUACGGCGCGCAUCAUCAAUGGGUCUAUUGUCGAGGUCGAGAUGCCAUCCGAACAACUUGAUAUCGACAGUGGCUACGAUGCUGCGCUUCGCAACCUCCGAGACCGUCUUGAGGUCCCCGACCCUGGAGUGUCCGAAAGCCAGCAACAGGAAGACUACUACCGUGCAGUACGGACGUAUAUGGUCUCCGUCUGGAUGGUCGCCAACGUGGUUCUCGCCAUGGCUGUCUCUGAAGUGUACGGUGUCGGCUCGAGUGGUACGAACGUCUACCUCGCUAUCAUCUUGUGGUCUGUCGCGGUUUUAGCUAUCAUACGUGCCAUAGGAUCAACGGCGUAUGCAGUUCUGUAUCUGAUCCAGAAGCUCGUCGAGGGCAAGGCCAAGUUCCAAGCCGGUAAUAUUGCGAGUGCCAAUGCCAGCGCCGCUGGGAGCUCGCUCGGGACAAAGUCGAAUGUGUCUUACGGCAGCAAAGGCUUGAACAUGACGGACAGGAUUAACGAAACUAAAUGGGCUAUUUCGAGAGGGAUGCAGAAGGCUAUGUUUUGGAAGAAGUGA
Molecule: messenger RNA, 3042 nt
Organism: Aspergillus nidulans FGSC A4
Lineage: Eukaryota; Fungi; Ascomycota; Eurotiomycetes; Eurotiales; Aspergillaceae
Gene: chsB
Product: chitin synthase class II
Exons: 4
Coding region: 1-3042 (1013 amino acids)
Biological process (GO): mitotic actomyosin contractile ring contraction; chitin biosynthetic process
Cellular component (GO): plasma membrane; cellular bud neck; cell septum
Molecular function (GO): chitin synthase activity; hexosyltransferase activity
Source: RefSeq, a predicted model, not a curated record